Messenger RNA from Phytophthora nicotianae INRA-310, 678 nucleotides. RefSeq lists its product as hypothetical. The transcript is spliced from 2 exons. The record is from RefSeq and is a predicted model, not a curated record. The coding region runs from base 1 to 678 and encodes 225 amino acids. Lineage: Eukaryota; Oomycota; Peronosporomycetes; Peronosporales; Peronosporaceae.
AUGAAACGAAGGUUCAGUGCUGUCAAACGCCUGCGAGCCAAGCGUUCAAGCGCAGAUCCGACAAGCGAAAAACCUUCAUCUGCUGGUGUUGAGAAGCAUUCUAGUGAUGAAGAACAAAUUAUAGCGCGGUCAUCCAGUAUGAGCUUGUUGGACGUGUAUCCGCUUGACUUAUCAAGGACGGAAGAUUUUAUUGCGUCUUGCGGUCGAGAGCCUGGAUUUGCGGAUCUAGACUUAAACCAAGUGGGGGAGUUUGCUCGUCUGGCUCACUAUCGAUCACGAGUUCUCACCGGCAAGCAUGCUUCAGUGAAUAACUUGGACACAACUAAAGUGAAGCCUCAAUGGCUUCAAGAAGUUGAGAAAGCAGUGACUUUCAUUAAAACUCAUCAGCAACACAACUUAGCAAGUUGCAAAGUGGUGGUCGAGGGCGACUCGAUUGCCCAUUUGUCUGAAGUUCACACGCGUUUGGUACUCAUGAUCACAACUCUUUGUCGACAAUAUACACGCGACUUUGGAGAAACUUCAUUUACUCGACGACUGCGGGGAAUAAUCCGAAAGUUGAUUGAAUGGAAGUUCACGCGUAUAUCCGAAACGAUCACUGCACUGAAAGACGCCAAGGCCGUCGCAAUACAAGAAGAGAAGCAGAGGAAUCUUGAAUUUUACCACGUUCAUCGCGCUUAA